GUGUGUAAGGGUACCUGAGUCAUAUAGCAUAGCAUAGGAUGGUAACGUACUAGGACAACAUUAGCUCGUUAGAUAACGACAUAGCAUUGACUGAAAGGAAGAAAAAGAGGCCUACCAAGAUGGCCAGUGUGAUCUGUGGAAGGGCAAGGAUGGUGACCUACCUGCCAGGGAUCCAUGUUUUAGUGCGCCGUGUGGUCGGGGCCAGGGCCUUCUCUGGAGCCGGAUCCUCAGGGUCUGACGAGCCGCUCCGGAACAUCACACCACCUGACCUGGGACCCAGGACGGUGUGGCCAGACGCGAACAUGGGACCGUUCGCACCUCAGGAUCUGCGCUUCCAGCUACCUGGUAACGCAGGCUUUGAUUGCCACCUGGAGGGGACUGUAGAGCAGAAGAUGAGAACGCUCCCCAGACAAGUCCCAGACGUGCUGACCGCACCCUCCAGCAGUGACAGACACCACUUCAUUUUGGCCCAGCUGGCCUCAGAGUAUGAGGGUGAAGAAUCGCCCCCACAGCCUGUUAGCAAAGUGGAGCAGUACUUUGAGAAUUCUAAUGUGGAGUGUGCCAUACAGUUGUGCCCAGAACUGCUGAAGAAAGAUUUCCAGCUAAUGUUCCCGGAGGCACCCUCUAAGAGUAUGGUGGUGGUGACGGUGACGCAGAAGACAGAGAAUGACAUGACGAGGUGGUGUGAGGAGGUGGAUGAGGAGCGGGAGCAGCUGCUGUCUAAAUUUAUCAACGGGGCCAAGGAGAUUUGCUACGCUUUGCAGAAAGAAGGCUUUUGGGCAGACUUCAUAGACCCUUCAUCAGGGCUUGCAUUUUUUGGCACGUACACGAACAACACACUGUUCGAGACAGACGAAAGGUAUCGCCACUUGGGUUUCCAGAUCGAAGACCUGGGCUGCUGCAAAGUCAUCAGACACAACCUCUGGGGCAGUCAUGCUUUCGUGGGGACGGUUUUCACCAACGCACCUCCAGGCAGCUCUGUCAUGAAGAAACUACAAGGCAGCCAAGAGUGAAAAUACUACCGCAAAGGGAUGGUCACUGAAUGUUCACAUGUACUGUGGUACAGCACUUAAACACGAAUAAACUCAAAAAAAGAAUACAUCAAGAGAGUUAAAAGUGGCACUUCAACACUUGACCGUCAGAUUUUCAGAGACUUUUGCCUAUAUACAAUACAGAACAUACCUUUAAAGUGUGGUGGAGUCAGGUGCUCUGAUGUACACUAAAUAUUGUAAGAUUACAAUCUAUUUAUUUUUAAUAGAAGGAAAUAUAUUAAAUAUUAUGUCCGCUUGUUUUGUCAGUGUCCGAUGUGAGAAGUCCAUGAUAUUCCAUUCUUUUCUGAAACAUACUGAUUCCUUAUCGUUGUUUGUUUUAAAUACCCAUUGAUUCAGAUUGCCUUUUAACCUUUUAGGUAGGUUGAGAGCUCAGUUGCUAGUGUCUAGGUGUGUCUGUGAGCUCUUUAGUUAUUGAUAUAUAUUUAGUAUAUGAUUGCUGAUUGUACAGAUGGCACUUGAUGUUGGGAAAGUGAGUGUUGAGGAUUUGUGUGUAAAUUUUAUGGCAGCUUCUGCUAGAGGUCCAUGCAAUAUAGAAUAAAGCAAAAUAUUUUGUCA
This is a messenger RNA of Clupea harengus (Atlantic herring), 1607 nucleotides long. It is a transcript of the gene mmadhcb, whose product is annotated as metabolism of cobalamin associated Db. Gene Ontology annotation, cellular component: mitochondrion. Lineage: Eukaryota; Metazoa; Chordata; Actinopteri; Clupeiformes; Clupeidae. The record is from RefSeq and is a predicted model, not a curated record. Gene Ontology annotation, biological process: cobalamin metabolic process.